Ricinus communis (castor bean) is the source of this 1780-nucleotide messenger RNA. RefSeq names its product sulfite exporter TauE/SafE family protein 3. The transcript has 12 exons. NCBI's taxonomy places the organism in Eukaryota, Viridiplantae, Streptophyta, Magnoliopsida, Malpighiales, Euphorbiaceae. Gene Ontology annotation, biological process: protein ubiquitination. The record is from RefSeq and is a predicted model, not a curated record. Bases 196 to 1632 code for a protein of 478 amino acids. Gene Ontology annotation, cellular component: membrane; Cul4A-RING E3 ubiquitin ligase complex.
AGAGACUAGGCAGAGUACUACACUCGUUAUAUGUUAAUUACAUGCAUAAACAAACUCCAUCCUUCUCAUCAAUCAUCACUACCCUGUAAUCCAUCACAGAAACAAUUACAGUGAAAACCCAUCAUUCAAAACACCCAUAACCGCUCCCUCUUUCCUUCCUUCAGCUUCCGUACAUUCUCAUACUAAUUAGCCUUAAUGGCCAAAAUAGAGCUUAACUUUAGGCAGAGAGCUUCAGCAAUAGCAGCGAUGUUAAUGUUGAUAUUGCUUAGUCUAUUAGCCACAAGCAAUUUUACUAGUGCAGAGAGACUAUUAUUUAAAGAACAAAACCACACCAAGGUCUUGGUUGAUCAUGAGAAGGAAAAGAGUUUUCUACAAAAAGCAGCUCAUUUUCUUUGGCAGAGUGGGAAGUCUUCUUAUGAGCCUGUUUGGCCAGAGAUGGAGUUUAAUUACAAAAUUGUGGUGGGAACAAUAGUUGGAUUCCUUGGUGCAGCAUUGGGUAGUGUUGGAGGAGUUGGAGGUGGUGGAAUUUUUGUGCCAAUGCUUACCUUGCUCAUUGGUUUUGAUCCCAAGUCUUCUACUGCUAUUUCUAAAUGUAUGAUAAUGGGUGCUGCAGGAUCAACAGUAUAUUACAAUAUGAGACUCAGGCAUCCAACCCUGGACAUGCCCCUCAUAGACUAUGACUUGGCACUGCUUUUUCAGCCCAUGCUCAUGCUAGGAAUCAGCAUAGGAGUUGCCUUCAAUGUCAUGUUUGCCGAUUGGAUGGUUACGGUUCUGCUCAUUAUCCUCUUCAUAGGUACAUCAACUAAAGCUUUAUUCAAAGGCAUAGACACAUGGAAGAAAGAGUCAAUGAUGAAAAAGGAAGCAGCGAGGCAAUUAGAAUCAGAGUCCAAGCCAAAUGAUGGUGAAGGACAAGAUUACAAACCAUUGCCAAGCGGUCCAGUUGCUCUUGAAGAUGAGGAAAUUUCCUUAUUUCAAAACAUUUACUGGAAAGAGUUAGCACUGCUGGUGUAUGUAUGGGUGGGCUUUCUUGCUGUUCAAAUUGUUAAGUCGUAUGUUAGAACCUGCUCUGUGGCAUACUGGAUUCUGAAUGCCUUGCAGGUACCAAUAGCUGCCUCAGUUACACUAUUUGAAGCAAUAUGCUUACGAAAAGGGACCAGGGUGAUAGCAUCCAGAGGAAAGGAAAUCACAAACUGGAAGUAUCAUCAGAUUUUGCUUUAUUGUUCAUGUGGGAUAAUAGCUGGCAUGGUCGGUGGACUUCUUGGUCUAGGAGGUGGCUUCAUCUUGGGACCUCUUUUUCUUGAAUUAGGAAUUCCUCCUCAGGUAGCAAGUGCAACAUCAACCUUUGCAAUGGUAUUCUCAUCUUCAAUGUCGGUUGUGCAGUAUUAUCUUCUCAAGCGUUUUCCUGUCCCAUAUGCUACCUUUUUUGUCUUAGUGGCGACUGUUGCUGCGUUAGUAGGGCAGCAUGUAGUCAGAAAGAUUAUUGCAAUUCUUGGAAGAGCAUCAAUAAUCAUAUUCAUUUUGGCUUUGACAAUUUUUGUGAGCGCAAUCAGCUUAGGUGGAGUGGGUAUAGCAGAUAUGGUUGAGAAGCUGACAAAUGAAGAAUACAUGGGGUUUGAGAAUCUAUGCUACUAAGUCUGUUUCCAUCAGAGUGGGAAAUUCUUACCAGACAAAUCCAUACUACAAGCUCCAUUUGUUUCCAACUAAACAUAUAUAUUUGUUAUUGAACAUUUAAUUAUUGUGUACAAGUAUCAGCUGAAACCUUUGUAGCUGGAUUUCUUCA